ACAUGAAAGGAAUUCUCCCCCCCCCCUCAACAUUCGAAAUUUUGAAUAUUUUCAGGGGGGUGAAUGCCUCUCGUAAAGCGCACUAUGAUUUUGGUAGCUAUAGUUGCCAAAGCCACGUUGGAAGUUGAAAAAAAGUCCAAUUUUAAUCGCUGAUCGCUUCAGUUGUUUUUUUUUCACACAGCAGGAGUUUUUCCUUCUAUAUAUGUUCUCGGCAACGUGUGCCACGCAACUCUAUUAAAUAUUAACACGAUGGUAAGAGAGAUUUUCUAUAAAUGAGUUUUGAAAUAUUUGUCUCUCGUUAUGAACAAAUUAAAUUGCGAUAAUGAACCUCCAAAAUUUGUGUUUCAGAAUCGGCAGGACAGCUUGCGCUCGUCCGAAGCUUUUAAAGAUUUGGCGAGGCGAGACGCCGAGGAAUUAAUGGCAGAAGAACUCGAGAAAUUACUGGCCACUGCUCCUGACAAAAUUAAAGAGGUUUAUAAAUAUUUGUUUCGUAGUUUUGGAAAUAUAAAGUAGUUGUUUAUUGAUAUCUCUAAAAAGUAUGACUUGAGUUUUGUAUAAGUUUAGUAUUGUUUUAUCUAAAAUUAAUAAUAAGCGUCAGAAAUUUGAAUUAUGUAUAUCUGAUGUUCAAAUAUUCAGUCCAUGUUGUCAAAUAAAUUGCAUGAUUGCAAGACUUGCUAAGCACAAGGUGUCCCCAAAAAAUGGAAGUGAAUAAUACAAUAGUUUGAUGACACAUCUGAGACACAACGUUGUAAUUACAUAUGUGAAUAUUAAAACGUUUUAGUUCACAUAACACGAUUAUAUUUUCACGAAUUUGUUGUUUGCACUCUGAUAAAUUGAAACUUGGUUUGUCUAAAAACACUGUUGCUGAAAGGUUGGUUCAGUGUGCCACAUCGGCUUUUUGUAGUGUAUCCCACAAAGUCUCGGAGAUCUCAAGGUUGUCAAACUACUGUAUUAUAAUUAGUUGAUAAUAUUGCAUUGAAUACAUAAUUAACUUUAGAUGGUUCUGGGUUUCUUUUGGCCUUGACGUAUCAGUCCGUGCCAACUGAAACUUUUAUGAUUUAUUCUACCCCCUCCCCUGAUGAUAAUUGUGCGAGAACACAUCUCCCCUGAUGAUAAUUGUGUAAAAACACAUCUCCCCUGAUGAUAAUUGUGUGGGAACAUCUCCCCUGAUGUGCUGAGUAUUAUUUUUCUAGAAAACAAAGAAAGAAUUCAAUCAAUUUCAAGAAUUAUUCUCAAGAUUUCUAAAGGAAGCUGGCAAUGCAGUGGACUGGAGCAAAAUUAAGCCACCUCCUAAAGACAGAGUAAGUAAUUGUGGUUAUACAAGUGAUAUACAU
Paramuricea clavata is the source of this 1334-nucleotide messenger RNA. NCBI's taxonomy places the organism in Eukaryota, Metazoa, Cnidaria, Anthozoa, Malacalcyonacea, Plexauridae. The record is from the annotation of a GenBank genome assembly.